GUGUCCCUGUAUUAAAGUAGUAUAAAUACAGGUAUUACAUACAGACAAGUAGAUACUUUUUAGCGGUGGUUGUCUUUGUCUUCUUCAGGUUACAAGCAGCAUAAUUUGGUUGAGCACAGUAGAAGGUGACCAAGACUUUCAAACAGAUCUCAGCAUUUAAGACCCGAGUUAGCUGCCAAGGACAACACCUCUAUUCUUCCAGCAUCUACUGACCGAGCUAUUUAUUAUGGCGUCAAUUGAAAUUGCUUCCAUCGCAAAGGAUACUAAAAAUGUUAGGUUAGUCGCAAGGGUUGCCAGAGCUUGGGAUUUCACUAAUCCGCACAAUGCUGAUGCCAUUUUUAGCUUCGAAUUCCUUCUUAUUGACGCUAAGGGGGACACGAUUCAGGGCACAGUGAGCAAGCAUUUAGCUGACAGGUUUCGCCCUUUGCUGGUUGAAGGCAGUAUUUAUGCUAUUUCCGGUUUUAUAAUUGUGCCAGCUCAGAAUAGCUACCGCAUAAGUUGCCAUCCUUUUCGUAUCCGCUUGCUCCCAAAUGCUACUGUGCGCCCUAUUGAAGAUCUUACUAUGCCAAUUCCUUUUGACAACUUCAAUUUACUUUCUUUUGAUGAUUUGCGUCAACGUGUCGGGCUUAUAGAUUAUUUAUGCGACACCGUCGGACAGUUGGUUAUGAUGGAAAAUGUCCAAAGAAUUCGCAUAUCUAAUGCGAUAAAAAGCAAGCGUACUUUAGUCAUCCAAGAUGCAAGCUCUGAGCGAAUCGAAAUAACAUUAUGGGAAAAAACAGCUAUCAAUUUUCCUGAAGAUUAUGUGGUCGAGUGUGCUAAGGAAGGACCGAUAAUCAUGGUCAUUGCUGCUGUUACAGUGAAAUCCACAUACGAUAAGGCCAUGUUGAGCGGAACUUCAGCGACAAAUUUUUUUAUUAAUCCUGAAUUGCCAGAGUUUGAAUUGUUUGUUGCGAGUUUGCCGAACCCGCCGACUGAAUUGCAAAUUGUUAUGAAAGACUCGGCUCCUUUGGCCGAUCCAGAAAUUGAGAAGACAGAGAAUCGCAUGACAAUUGCGGGUUUACUUCAGCUUGAUUUUCACACUGACAAGGAUACCAAAUAUACGUGUGAAGCAUUCAUCAAGGAAAUUGAUCCAACUGACGGCUGGUGGUACCGGGCAUGUCCCAAGUGCAAGAGUGGCGUCCAAACUUACGACCAGAAUGUGUACUGCAAAAAGUGUGGUCCUUUGACAAUUAUGCCUGUCCCAUGGUAUAGAUUGACAGUUAUAGCAGAAGAUGGGACCGGAGUAGUGCCGUUCAUAGUUUUUGGAAAUUUGGCCUCUGAUUUGGUUGGGUUGCCUGCUUUAACUUUGUCCAUCAUGGCGAAGGAUAGACAUGAAGUUCCACCGUUGAUGAACAAGAUUUGUGGACGCACGCAUGUGUUUCAAUUACGCAUGAGCGAUCGUAUCCAAGAUUCUUCUGAGAUGUCUUUCAAAGUUGUCCACAUUUUCAAGAAUUUGGACCUCCCAAAGAAAGAUAUUCCAAGCCCGCCGGCUUCUCAGUCUUCACAGCUUCUUACCCGCAGCGGUCUCGCUCCAUCAACGCCUUCGAAAAUUCGUCGUGAAAUCCAAUUUACUGAUGGAGGCUCGCCGUCUGCUUCUCAAGAUGUUAAGAAGAUGAAGCACGACUAAAUGAUUGCCUUAGCUAUGCUUUUGUUAUGUUUGCUUAUUGUAAUAAAUGAAUUUCAAUGCCUGGAUGUUUUUAACAUUGUAUUUUGAUCAGAACCAACUUAAUGUUGCAUCAUGAAUAUCGAUUUGGUAGUUGUGAUUUUAA
Molecule: messenger RNA, 1808 nt
Organism: Mercurialis annua (annual mercury)
Lineage: Eukaryota; Viridiplantae; Streptophyta; Magnoliopsida; Malpighiales; Euphorbiaceae
Product: replication protein A 70 kDa DNA-binding subunit C-like
Exons: 12
Coding region: 227-1666 (479 amino acids)
Biological process (GO): DNA replication; DNA repair; DNA recombination
Cellular component (GO): nucleus
Molecular function (GO): DNA binding
Source: RefSeq, a predicted model, not a curated record